UACAGGUGGAAGUGCUGUCUCUGGCGUGGCAUCUGAAAAAGCUGUAACCUCAAGCGAAAGCAGUUCGUCUUCUGCUGCAGGUGGGGAAUCAGGUUCCACAACAGGCCUCUCUAGUUCCUCCGAGUCAACAAGCGCUGGAAGCAGUAGUACUCAGGAUACUGCACAAGGGUCUACAACUGAUGCUGCCAACGACAUACCUGGUAAUCUUGCGGAAUCCCAUAUUUCGGACACAAGUGGAAGUUCUUCUAGCGUGGCAUCUGAGGGAACUGUGACUUCAAGCGAGAGCAGUCUGUCCUCCGCUUCUGGUAAGGAUUCAAGUACCACAGCAGGGUUGUCCGGUUCCUCUGAUUCCUCGAACUCUGGAGGCAGUAGUUCUCAAGAUGCCGCUCAAGGGUCUACAACAGACCCUGCCACUGACGCACCUGGUCUUCUGGCGGACUCCCCUGCUUCGGAUACAAGCGGUAGUGCUCCCUCUAGCGUGGCUUCUGAGGGAACAGAAAGUAGCUCUGUUUCAGGACAAGCCUCUCAGACAGCAACUGCUGAAAGUGCCGGCGGUUCUGCAUCUCAAGUGGUCACAAGUCAAACAUCAGAGGGAGCCGAAGUGAACACUAUUCCGGGUCAAGAUCACAUUGAUAUUGCAGGUCAUACCUCUACCACGGGUGGGUCUUCUGACUCUCUCACAACGGCUACCGAAUCUUCGAGUGGCUCUGGUGCCGAUUCCUUAACAAAGUCUGACAGUACCUCUAACGAAGCUGACCACGUGACUGACUCAACCACUUCAGGAAUAUCGAGUACCACUCAAACAGAACAAGCUGGCGAGUCAUCGACUACUGGAGGUGCGGGCCUUACUUCGAUUGAAGGAUCAAGCCAAUUAUCUGCUGGAACCGAUGCCAAUACUACUCCAGGCCAGGAUCAUGUUGAUGUCACAACUCCCACUCCCUCCAACGAAGGCUCUUCGAGCUCUUUUACAACUACUACUGCAUCUUUCAGCGGUUCGGGUAUUGCAUCUUCAGAUACGUCCAGCGAGGGAGCUCAUGACAGUGCAACUGUUGAAGGCGUUUCAACUGAUGGUACAGCUACUACCCCAUCUGGAAACGCAGCCACUGAUUCUGCCGCGACUGUUGGGGACGGAAGCGCUAGCGGUGAUAUCCAUGAACAUUCUAAUGAUUCUGAGCACAAAACUGAAGACACGACAUCUCCCUCGGUAGCGACAACUGCUGGAGCAAUUACAACCGCAGGCGUUGAAGCAGCAUCGACUGACAGCGGCUCGACUGCGAAGCUUGACGAAGGAACAUUUGUUACGAUUGGUGGCGAGGAUAGGUCGGCCGCUUCCGGAGGAAUAGGAACGGAUUCUGGAGUAUCAGGAAGUAGUGAGUCGUCUAGCUCGACCGACUCAAGCGGCACCCCCAAAGCUGAAGGCGCGACGGAAUCAUCCGUAAGUGUUACUACUCAAGCACCAGGGCUUGAGGGCACAACUAGUGGUCUAGGCGAAAAGGCUCCUGAAGCUCCUAGUACAGAAAGCAGCCCGUCAAGUGGUUCUUUAGAUUCCGUUGCCCAGACAGAAGAAGCUAAAACUGGUCUUUCUUUGGACGACCUUCCCCAGCAGGACAGCCCCAAGGCCACUGAUGAAGUGCACGACAACGAAGCCGUUCCAUCUAAAGACAGCACAGCAUCUACUGAUUCAAACAAGGUUACUGAUGAGACACAUGGCCCUGACGCAACCACGACUCCUGGCAGCGUGACUACUCCGUCCGAGCAACGACCCUUUGAUCCAUUUGGAAGUGGCACAUCAGGAACGGCUACCACUGUAGCUGGAGGAGUAGCCGAAGGCGAUGGAGUGACAAAGUCAGGAAAUAUUGAGCGUGAGGAGACUCCAGCCGGAGGUGCUUCCACAUCGCCAACGGACAGCGCUGCUACGACUGAAUCCACUGGAGGAGGGCACGAUGGGGCGGAACCGACAACAGAAAGUCCGGUUGUCACAGAAGAGGCCCACACCGUUUCCGAUGAUGUUCCAACAACGGCUGCUCCUUCGGAUGGCUCUGGAGAAGGCACAGAUCACGGGACAGCGGAAGGAAACGGAGGUGCGACAGAUUCCGGUUCUGACACGGGUUCUUCAGGCAAGGAGCCAAGUCAUACGAACGGCAAUGGAGGACACGGUCACACCAACGGAAAUGGAGGACACGGCCAUACGCAUUAUCAAAGGACGCCCCCAACGCUGGAACAAUUGCUGGCACAGCUUAGCCCAGACGCCAGGAGACAGUACGAACUUGACCACGGUCCAGUCUCUGGUUCGGGUGGUUCAGGAGGCUCGGGUGGUUCAGGAGGCUCAGGAGGUUCAGAAGGGGGAGAGGGAGCCAAUGGUGAGCAUACACCAGACACAACCUCUGCGCCUGGAGGCGAAGGGGAUCAUACAAGUUCUCCUGAUCUCGGCUCCGGUGGAGAAGCCACAACCGAGCCAAGCACGGAGCACGAAUCAACAACUCCAGCUGAAACAGAUGCGAACGGCGGCGAGCACACAACUGCUAAGCCAGUUGAUGGCGAUUCUGGUGACCCUGAUACAUCAGCAUCGGGCGGAGAUGGGUCAAGCGUUGGUGCUCCAACGACCCCUGACGGAACUCACGGAGGUGAAACGACAACGCCGUGCGGGGACGACGUCCACAAAACGGAUGAAGCUACUACUUCCGCACCCUCAUCUCACGAGAAUGGUAGCACUGACAAAAUCUUCCCAACACGAUACGGUGGUGACGGCGCGGAGGCGACUACACCAGCUUCGGGCGACGACCACAACGACCGGGCUGCUCGUUCGGCUUCCGAUUCUGUGGUGCAACUUGUCAGACAAGCACGUCCUCCGGCUCAUGGAAAGACUAGAAGAUCUUCUCGUUCUGCCCGCGCUAACUAGCGUCAGAAUUCUUCCGCUCAAGGAGACCGUGAUACAAGGGUUCAGAGCGAUCAGUCGUUCAUGACUUAAUUGCUGUAAAUAACUUAUUUCUAGACUGAAAGGGGACACCAAGGCGAACGAAGUCUUGGUACGGUGGCAGCUACAAUUUCACACCACACGAAGAGCUUUGGUUGAGUGAACCUAACUUUACAUGGAUCGCCAAGCUACGCCAAGAACAUACCCAAUCGAUGAACUUAAUGUACACGCCAAUCGAGUGUUUUUGUAGAUGCCAGGGAAAUUAGACGCAGUCGUGAUCCAAGUCGUGUACCAAAACAAUUGCGGCCGUGUGAUAAAAAAACAAACAAAAAACAACUGCAACAACAACGAGGAUCUCUUUGCAUAAGCGAUAGGUUGCGGCGAUGCUUUUCGAGCGUAAUUAUUGCCAACGACGAGUUGUUGCAGCAACACGAGAGGAGGGAGAUGGUGCAAGUCUCUACAGGCAUGCCUUACUCGCAAAGUGCAAUUCAAGCCCUGAUAAUACGUGCAAGGACUCAUGUUCACAGUGAAACCUUCACUUCUUUAUGCCGUGGUUCGUUUUGGGGAGGGAGAGGCGCCUUGUCGCAUCCUUUGUCUACACUCUUCAUCUGCCCUCCCGAUUAUUAUUAUUAUUCUUUUUAUAAUUGUUGUUUUCACAUGGUUCGAUCAUCAACUGUUCAAUGAGGCUGGUAAUGUAUUAUUGGUGUGCUUGCCAAUAAAACACCUUUUUGGACGGUUUUGUUUAAAAAAAA
Ixodes scapularis (black-legged tick) is the source of this 3666-nucleotide messenger RNA. RefSeq lists its product as uncharacterized. Lineage: Eukaryota; Metazoa; Arthropoda; Arachnida; Ixodida; Ixodidae. Bases 1944 to 2963 code for a protein of 339 amino acids. The transcript has a single exon. The record is from RefSeq and is a predicted model, not a curated record.